ACACGCGUGUAUAUAUAUAUAUAUACUUAAGUAUAUUUACGUGUGAUAUUAAUAAAAAUAUCGGUUUGAUUAUAUUUGUGAAAAACCAAUAUCUGUCGGCUUUACAGUAAUUAAUAGUGUUGUUGAUGGUUAAUUGUUAUUGGUUACUGUAGAUCAACCAAAAUAUGUCAACCCGCGAUCUGUUACCAAACGGCUGUACGACAACAACAACAACAGUAUUAUAGCAACUCAAAAUAUUACCGUCGUUGUAUGGAUCUGAAACCGUACACGGCAGUGGUUAAUGGUUAUUGGCUACGAACUGAUCUUACUGAUCAAAGUACGAUCGUCGGUGUUGCCGGUUUAACCCCAUCCGAUCGGGCGCGUGAGCUUUGUGCUUAAGUGUUUUAGAUUAAAACUAUUUUGAAGUUCUUUUUAUCUUCUCAAUAACGACGACGACGACGAUAGAGCAGCAGCGAUUCGGAACGGUUUCCUCCCGACGUUUAUCAUAUCGGCCGGUCGCGGAGUCAUUGCUAAAUCAGAAGAUUAGAGGUACCGGUUAACGAAUCCGUUUUAGGCCCUCAGGUCUUCGUGCUUUUUCAUCGUAUGUAGAGGGUGGGUACGACAUGUCCAAGAAAAAAGAUCACGAGAGAAAGAGUCAGUGGGCAUGGGCCGAAAACAUACACCCCAACAACAUCGAAUUCGAACACGUACUCAAAGCAUAUCGCAUCGGGCUGCCCAACUGCAAACCUCUGUCUUGCCGUCGUAAUUGCAAAAAUAAUCCAUACUGUCUAUCUGGUCUGGGUGAGCAACGAUGGCUUCAAGACAAAGUUCGUACACCUGUUGAUGAUUAUGAAGAUCCAGAGCUUGAACGACGACAAAACAAUAAAUUUGUUGGUUUAAAAAAUUUGGGUGCAACAUGUUAUAUUAACAGUCUCUUACAGUUAUGGUUCCAUAAUAUUAACUUCAGAAAAGCGAUAUUUAAUUGGAAACCAGAAGAAGAUUCAACUGAAAGUCAAAACAAGUCUCUUUACAUUGAAAACUCGUAUGUACCAGAGACUAGUGUUGGUCAUCUACAACUAGUAUUUGCUUUAAUGCAAUUUGGUAAACAACGUUCAGUAGACCCUGAAGACUUCAUCACAACUUUAAGAAUUAAUACUGCUCUUCAACAGGAUGCUCAUGAAUUUUCAAAUUUGUUCCUAUCAGUCUUAGAAAACAAGUUCAGCACACAAUCUGAUGCGUCUGUCAGAGAUAUGGUUAAAGAUAAUUUUCUUGGUGAAUAUAAAUAUGUGACUACGUGUUUAAAAUGUAAGACUAAGUCCACACGUCCAUCAACAUUUUAUGAACUCGAUUUAAAUAUUAAAGGUCAUAAAACAUUAAAUGAAAGUUUACAAGAGUUUUUAAAAGAAGAGCAUUUAACUGGAGAUGAUCAGUACUAUUGUGAUCAUUGUAAUUGUAAACAAGAUGCUGUUCGAAAAAUAUGUUUAACUACUUUACCUCCAGUGCUAAAUAUUCAACUAAUGCGUUUUGUUUAUGAUAGACAAACGAUGCAGAAAAAAAAAUUAAACACCUAUAUACAAUUUUCACAAACAUUAGAUAUGGCUCAGUAUUUAAAUUUACCUGUUGAUCUUAAUGAAUCAUCAAGGGAAAAACAUAUGUACCAUUUAUGCGCAGUCCUUAUACAUAAAGGUUCAAGUGCAUACUCUGGUCAUUAUAUUGCUCAUAUUAAAGACAUUGCCGCUGAAGAAUGGUAUAAAAUGAAUGAUGAAAAUGUUGAAAAACUAAAAGGUAAAGGUUUAAAUUUGUGCACAGAAGAUGAAUUUAAAUUAAAUGGUUCAAAAGUUACUAAAGCUCCCAAGAUUCAAAAAGGUAUGCUACAAACAAACAAUGCUUAUAUGUUGGUUUAUAUGCAUCAUACCAUGAUAACAAAACUAAAAACUGAAUCGUCUAACUGGGAGUUGUCACCAAGACUGAUUCACCUUGUGGAGGCUCGUAAUAAUAACUUUGAGAAUACAAUAUUAAAUAUUAAGAGUAAUCGAGAGUAUGUAGAAGAUAAAGAUAAAGUAUUUGUUGAACAAAUGUUGAAUUUAAUAACUGAAAUGAACUCGGUAUCUGUAAAAGAAAAAAAUAAGGAAGCUAUUUCAUUACAGUGGCUUAAUUAUUGGUUUAAAAUCACACCAAAUCAGAAUGUCAAAGAAAUAAGCAACUGUGCAAUAUUAUGUAAACAUAAUUUACUUGAUCCUGAUAAAGUGCAUGAAGCCAAAUACAUUGGAACAGAAUUAGCAGAUAAAUUGUAUGGUAUAUAUCAAGGGGGUCCAAGGCUAAAAUUAAAUUCAUCAUUAUGUUGGAAAUGUGUAAGAAAUAAAUGUGCCUUAUUAUACACUAAAGCAUUGACUACUGAACAAAAUAAAACUAUCAACAGUGUUUUACAUAGUUGGAAUCCGAAUCAUAGUGCAGAUGAUGAAAAUCAAGAAAAAAGUUACUGGGUGGGAAAAGAUUCAUUAAAAAGUUGGCGACGAAUGUACUUGGAAUUGUUUGAAUAUUUUGUUAAUAACCAUGAUAUACCUCCAAACACAGCACUGCCUCUUAAUCCAGAUCUGUUAUCAGUAGUAUGUGAUCCUUCUAGCAGUUUUGUUGAAGAUAAAAAAUUUUUUAAGUCUAAAGAUCGAAGCCGAUAUAUUAAAAUGGAAGGGAUAACUUUAGAAUCUAUUGAUGGAUGUCGGAAACUUGCUCAUUUGUUUGUUAAUAAUUCUAUAUCAAUUUUCAAAAUUUUAAAGCUCAAUGAUUUCAAACCUUUUCAUUAUUCAUUGUUGGAAUUAGAAUCAGUCUUAGAAGAAAUGACAAAUAUAUUGUCUUCAGUUAUUGCUAAAAAAGUUAAUGACGAAUUAGCCAAUGAAGAGCAAAAAUAUGAUAAUAAUAAAAUAGAUAAUUCAAAGAAUAUAUCUGAGUGUUUAACUCCAAAUGAAAGUGGAUCAAAAACAGACGAUGAGCACAAAGAAGAUGAUGUUGAGGAUAACAGUCAUGAAGAAAAAGAUAAGCAUGAUGAUUCUGAUUCCUUUGAUAACAAAAACGAUACUGAGUAUAUGUCAUGGGGAUUCAAUGAAGAUAUAACAUGUUCACAUGGGAACUUGACUAUUGAGAACAACACUAGGAGAUUGGUUCCAGAAGUAGUAAAAAGUAUACUUCAUUCAUAUUUUCCUAAAGCACCAAUAUUUGCUAAUGAUAUAGAACCUUGUAAUAUAUGUUUAAAUAUGCAUAAUCAAGAUGAAAUUACUAAAAAUUUACAUAAGCAGUCCGCUAUUUCAGAAAAAGAAUUGCUAAGUGAUUUACUGUGGAAUAAAAAAAGACCUGUUCCUUCUCAAGAAAAUUCUCCAUAUCCUUGCGUUUCUAAGAAUUUUUUAGAAUCUUGGAGAAAAUUUGUGAGAAAUUCAUCUAAAGAACCAAGACCGCAAUCAAUCGUAAACGAAGCACUUCUCUGCAAAGAACAUACUGGAUUGUUAUUUGAACCACCUUCGAAUUUGUAUUCGACUGAACAAAAUCCAAUAGCAUUAUUAACUAAAGAAGAAUGGUCGAUUCUUUCACGAUGUUAUGCAGCUGAUUAUGGAGUAUACUUGUACUUUGGUGAACUUGGAAUAUUUACAACAUCGAAACCAGAAAUAUGUGUGCCGUGCCGUCAGAGAAGACUGGAUGAAGAAAAAAAAGAACAGUUGAAGUAUAAUAAAGCAAAAAUUUUUAUUAAAGUGAUCGAAAAAGAAUCACAUGAAAAUAGAUUCAACGGAAUUGAUGACAAGGAUGAAUUAUGGGGCAACUGUUCGAAGAAAAUUAAACUGGAUACGGCGUGUGUUAACGGCGGUACUAGUGGCUCGACAACGACCGCUGCUCCCACGUACGUCAACAACGGCACAUUAGAGUUGGGAAUCAGAAGGAGUGCACGAAACCGAAGACCUAGGGGUGAACUGAUCGUGGUUUCUUCAAAUGACACGUUGCUUGAUCUCAAAAUGAAAAUCAUGGGCGCAUUCAACGUCAUGCCCAAUGAUCAGCAUCUGAAAACAGCUGAAGGUGUUAGGUUGGAUGAUAAUGAAGCUACAUUGGCUGACUUAGAAAUUCUUCCAGAUACAUUAAUUUUAGCAAAGUUUGAUGAGCCUACCGAAGACCUGCCAGAAUUCGUUGCUGAGGAAGAAGCUGGCUUCAAAGGUACCGAACUCAUGAGUUGAAAAAUCCGAAUUGAAAUUGUAUAAUAAAGAAAUAUAUAUAUAUUUAACAUUAAUUAAA
Messenger RNA from Melanaphis sacchari, 4248 nucleotides. Its product is annotated as ubiquitin carboxyl-terminal hydrolase 48-like. NCBI's taxonomy places the organism in Eukaryota, Metazoa, Arthropoda, Insecta, Hemiptera, Aphididae. The coding region runs from base 603 to 4190 and encodes 1195 amino acids. The record is from RefSeq and is a predicted model, not a curated record. Gene Ontology annotation, cellular component: nucleus; cytosol. The transcript has 18 exons. Gene Ontology annotation, molecular function: protein binding; cysteine-type endopeptidase activity; cysteine-type deubiquitinase activity. Gene Ontology annotation, biological process: protein deubiquitination.